AUGUCUAUAGACCAGGCGUCGCCACUGGUGCCGAUCAAGCCGCAAGUCACUCUACAGAAUAGUGCGUUUAUAAAGAACAGCCAUAACCGAAGCAGUUUCUGUGGAGUGACACCUUCGCCGACCAAUGGCAAUGGAACGUUUAAAACAUUUGCCGUGAAUCGAAAGAGUUGGAGUGGGAACGUCACCAUCCCGCUGCAACAGUUCACACCAGAUGUUGAUACGAAACCGCAUCUGGCAACUUUCCGGUCUGGAACUGGAACUUUCCCGCGGAACAGGGGGCGAAACAAUAACAGCGCGUGCAACGGAAUAUUAACGCCUAACGGGAACUCAGUGCAAACGCUGAGAGGAAAUGAAGUGAGGAGGAGCGGAUGCUCAAACGGCCGUCGCUAUGCUGAGAUCGGAAACUGGAGUAAAAGGUGA
Molecule: messenger RNA, 420 nt
Organism: Parnassius apollo (apollo)
Lineage: Eukaryota; Metazoa; Arthropoda; Insecta; Lepidoptera; Papilionidae
Source: the annotation of a GenBank genome assembly